AUGUCUGCCGAAAUUCUCACCUCAGUGAACCUUGAGAUCCCUGACGGUCAAGCAGAGGACGUCGAGGAAGCGGCACAAGACACACAGGAGCUGGAUGUCGAAGACUCUGGUAGAGACUUCGGCGAAGAACAAGGAGCUCACAAGCAGGAUGUUUCUGAGGCCGAGGAUGGAGGCGAUGACGAUGCUGACGCUGAAGACGAUGAGACGGAAGGAAUUGUGGGACCCUUCAUUUCCUCCAGCAAUACCUUUGUCCUGUCCCAGCUCAUUGUGGCAGUAUCAUAG
Molecule: messenger RNA, 282 nt
Organism: Linnemannia hyalina
Lineage: Eukaryota; Fungi; Mortierellomycota; Mortierellomycetes; Mortierellales; Mortierellaceae
Source: the annotation of a GenBank genome assembly